This is a messenger RNA of Aureobasidium musti, 447 nucleotides long. The record is from the annotation of a GenBank genome assembly. NCBI's taxonomy places the organism in Eukaryota, Fungi, Ascomycota, Dothideomycetes, Dothideales, Saccotheciaceae.
AUGGCAGCCAAAUCAGCAGCAUCAGCGGUCUUCCGCACCGCCUUCCGCCCUCGCCACAACCCUCUGCUUUCGUCACGCUUUGCUUCCCUUCAGACCCGCCUGCUGUCGCAAGAGACCAGACAAGCCAUCGACAAGGCUGUUGAGUCGGCACCCGUUGUCCUGUUCAUGAAGGGUACNCCCGAGAUGCCCCAGUGCGGUUUCUCAAGAGCAAGCAUUCAGAUCCUCGGCCUGCAGGGCGUCAACCCAGCCAAGUUCACUGCUUUCAACGUUCUUGAGGACGAGGAGCUCAGAUCAGGAAUCAAGGAGUACUCAGAGUGGCCCACCAUUCCUCAGCUCUACGUUGACAAGGAGUUCAUUGGAGGAACUGAUAUUCUCAUGUCGAUGCACCAGGAUGGAUCAUUGGCCAAGCUGCUCGAGGAGAAGGACGUUUUGGUCCCAGCAGAGUAG